This is a messenger RNA of Gracilinanus agilis (Agile Gracile Mouse Opossum), 829 nucleotides long. RefSeq names its product fragile histidine triad diadenosine triphosphatase (gene FHIT). NCBI's taxonomy places the organism in Eukaryota, Metazoa, Chordata, Mammalia, Didelphimorphia, Didelphidae. The record is from RefSeq and is a predicted model, not a curated record. Gene Ontology annotation, molecular function: bis(5'-adenosyl)-triphosphatase activity; ubiquitin protein ligase binding. The transcript is spliced from 7 exons. Gene Ontology annotation, biological process: diadenosine triphosphate catabolic process; intrinsic apoptotic signaling pathway by p53 class mediator; purine nucleotide metabolic process. Gene Ontology annotation, cellular component: nucleus; cytoplasm; plasma membrane. Bases 40 to 513 code for a protein of 157 amino acids.
AUAAGAACAGCCCCUCCCGCGAGUCCUUUUGGAGAUCAAAUGAGACCUGAGCUACAAGAAAAGAUGUCAUUCAAGUUUGGACAACACCUCAUCAAGCCCUCCGUGGUGUUUUUGAAGACAGAAUUAUCCUUCGCUCUUGUGAACAGGAAACCAGUGGUACCUGGACAUGUCCUGGUGUGUCCAGUGCGCCCCGUGGAGCGUUUCCGUGACCUGCAGCCCAAUGAAGUGACAGAUUUGUUUCAGAUGGUCCAAAGAGUUGGGAACGUGGUGGAGAAACAUUUCCAGGGAACUUCCCUCACAUUUUCCAUGCAGGAUGGACCUGAAUCUGGACAGACUGUGAAGCACGUCCACGUCCAUAUACUACCCAGGAAGGCUGGAGACUUUAGCAAAAAUGACAGCAUCUAUGACGAGCUUCAGAAACAUGAUAAAGGAGAAGAAGAUUCCCCAGCCAAAUGGAGAUCAGAAGAUGAAAUGGCUGCGGAAGCAGCUGAGCUACGGGCAUAUUUUCAUUAAAGAAGCUUCCAGAGAAUGAGGCAUCUUGGACAAAUCUCGAGGCCAGAGAAGUGGAUCUGGUACUCCAGGAUGUCAUCACAGCGACCAUGAAGCUGGGCAGGCUUGAUUACCCCCUCCCAAGAUUGCAGCUUCCUCCUUGAUGUCCCCUUUUCUUUCUCACAGGCCAUUGUUAGGUGUAUGUUUCCAUCAAAUUGACUGACAGGCCCCCCCUUUCCCUACUGUGGCUUUUCUCCUGCUCCCAUUCCCCUGGCUUUGCCUUUUAGACUGGCAGCUGUUCCUGGUCCUGCCUGGAAAUAAAGCAUUUGUGAAAACGUCC